Messenger RNA from Cyclopterus lumpus (lumpfish), 2586 nucleotides. RefSeq names its product leucine rich repeat and fibronectin type III domain containing 5a (gene lrfn5a). The transcript is spliced from 8 exons. Gene Ontology annotation, molecular function: protein binding. Lineage: Eukaryota; Metazoa; Chordata; Actinopteri; Perciformes; Cyclopteridae. Bases 1 to 2586 code for a protein of 861 amino acids. The record is from RefSeq and is a predicted model, not a curated record.
AUGGAGAGACUCUUGCUGUGUGUGAUGCUGGCAGUUGCCAUGGCAGUGCGGGCGCAGAUCUGCCCGAAGCGCUGCGUCUGUCAGAUCCUGUCACCCAACCUGGCGACCCUCUGCGCCAAGAAAGGUCUGCUGUUCGUACCGCCGAACAUCGAUAAGCACACAGUGGAGCUACGGCUGGCUGACAACUUUGUCACAAGUGUGAAGAGGAAAGAUUUUGCAAACAUGACACGGCUGGUGGACCUAACAUUAUCCAGAAACACCAUCUCCUUCAUCACACCUCAAGCCUUUACCGAUUUAGAAAACCUCAGAGCUCUACACCUCAACAGUAACCGGUUGACGAGGAUAGGCAAUGAUACAUUCAGCGGGAUGUCGAAGCUACACCACCUGAUUCUGAACAACAACCAGCUGGUGCUGAUCCACCAAGGAGCGUUCAACGACCUGCUGGCUCUGGAAGAAUUGGACCUCAGUUACAACAACCUGGAAACUAUUCCUUGGGAGACCAUCCAGAGAAUGAUUAGCCUCCAUACGCUGAGUUUAGACCACAACAUGUUGGACUUCAUUCCAGAGGGAACAUUUUCCCUGCUACAGAAACUCAACCGGCUGGACGUCACCUCUAAUAAACUCCAAAAGCUGCCACCGGACCCUCUUUUUCAACGAGCACAGGUCCUGGCCACGUCAGGGAUCAUGACCUCCACUUCGUUUGCGUUGUCAUUCGGUGGGAACCCUCUCCACUGCAACUGUGAGUUACUGUGGCUGCGGAGGCUGUACAGGGAGGACGACCUGGAGACGUGCGCCUCACCCCAGCAGCUCUCUGGCCGAUACUUCUGGUCCGUCCCGGAGGAGGAGUUUCUCUGCGAACCUCCACUCAUCACCAGAUACUCGCAUGAGAUGAGGGUGCUUGAAGGGCAGAGAGUUACACUCAGGUGUAAGGCAAGAGGUGACCCAGAGCCGGCAAUCCACUGGAUCUCCCCUGAGGGCAAGCUGGUAUCUAACUCCUCCAGGACGUUGGUCUACACCAACGGUACUCUGGACAUCCUCAUCAGUACGGUGAAAGACACAGGCUCCUUCACCUGCAUCUCCUCCAACCCUGCCGGCGAAGCCCACCAAACAAUAGACCUGGUCAUCAUAAAACUCCCCCACAUCUCCAACAACACCAACAACAUCCAGGAGCCCGACCCAGGAUCGUCAGACAUUUCCACGUCGACCCGAGGCGGAGCCAACGGGAGCAACGUGACGGGCGACGUGAAAGGCGGAGUGGACAAGCGGGUGGUGACGGCCGAGGCCACGUCCUCGACGGCGCUGAUAAAGUUCAACUUCCAGAGGACUAUCCCCGGCAUCAGGAUGUUCCAGAUACAGUACAACGGGAGCCAAGACGACUCUCUGGUCUACAGAAUGAUCCCGCCGUCAAGCAAGAACUUUCUGGUCAACAACCUGGCGGCAGGGACCCAGUACGACCUGUGCGUUCUGGCCAUCUACGACGAUGUCAUCACCUCUCUGACGGCGACGCGCGUCGUCGGCUGCGUGCAGUUCACCACCGAGUCGGAGUACAUGAGGUGUCAUUUCAUGCAGUCUCAGUUCCUCGGCGGGACCAUGAUCAUCAUCAUCGGAGGGAUAAUCGUGGCUUCGGUGCUCGUUUUCAUCAUCAUUCUGAUGAUACGGUACAAGGUGUGUAACCCUGGUGAGGGCGGUAAAGGCGUUUCGUUGUCAAUGACCAACGUCCACUCACAGACCAACGGGCAGCAGUCACAGGGAUGCACCGUGACUCCCAGCUCCUCCAAACACGGCUCAAUCGGAUUCGACGACUUCUCGGGGGGCACGAAGAAGAGGAGCGGCGCGGCAGCGGGCGGGGAAUUGAGUAAGGAUACGAUAACUCAGUCGUCCGACUCGUCCCUGCCUGACUGCUCCACGACCACGUCGGUUCUCAGCCAGCCGUGGGGAGCCAGAAGUCCGACAGCCGGAGCCGACGAGGAGAGAGCGCAGGCCGGCGUCUCGUCGCCCACCGGCGCCACCGGUUCUCUGACCAAGACGAAGCGGAAGCCCGCUCCGGGUAAGCCGGGCGCGGCUUGCUCCAAAGCCUUGGCCCCUGCUGAAAACCUCCCCUCCGACUCCCAUCGCCCUCCUUCCUCCUCCUUCACCAAUGCCUCCUCGGCUCUCCUCCACUCCAUCCCGCUGGAGAACCUCAACACCAACCGCAACAACUCCACCUCUCUCAACCAAAACCCGUAUUCCGUCCCCCCUUCCCCUUUCUCCAGCCCUCUUGCCACCCUGAGCCCCGUGCCCUCCACCCGGUUUCGAGAGACGCCGAUCCUGCGCAGGGCUCCCCGCGCCUCCGCCUCCGCCAAGUACCAGACUCUCCCUGUGGAGGAGGCCGGGAGGAGCAGGGCGAGGAGGAGGUACUCGCUCAGCGAAGGAGGCUCAAAGACUCACUCGCCCCAUCAGGGAGCAGGAGGAGCGCCCAAAGUAGGGCGCAUAAUGCGCAACAAAAGGAGCCAAUCGAUGAGCGGGAUCCUACUCCCGAAAGACGGGGACGGAGACUCGGAAAAAGGGCGGUGCGAUUCGGACUGGAUCUUAGAGAGCACGGUUUGA